Messenger RNA from Thalassophryne amazonica, 1601 nucleotides. RefSeq names its product stanniocalcin 1 (gene stc1). Gene Ontology annotation, biological process: intracellular calcium ion homeostasis. The transcript is spliced from 4 exons. The coding region runs from base 1 to 837 and encodes 278 amino acids. Lineage: Eukaryota; Metazoa; Chordata; Actinopteri; Batrachoidiformes; Batrachoididae. Gene Ontology annotation, molecular function: hormone activity. Gene Ontology annotation, cellular component: extracellular region. The record is from RefSeq and is a predicted model, not a curated record.
AUGAAUCACACAGAGAGCAGGAGACGUUUCUUCACAUUUACUUCCAUCAUCUGUGUCGGGAGGACGAUGCCUUUGAGGACCGGACUUUUUCUCCUGAUGGUGCUGAACGCAUCUGCAUACGAAGUGGAUCAGAACGAGUCUUAUUCGGCCAGGAGGGCGCGCUUCUCUGCCAACAGCCCUGCAGAUGUGGCACGCUGUCUCAACAGUGCCCUCCAAGUUGGCUGCGGAGCUUUCGCCUGCUUGGAAAACUCAACUUGUGACACAGAUGGCAUGCAUGACAUUUGCAAAUCCUUCCUAUACAGUGCUGCUAAAUUUGACACUCAGGGUAAAGCAUUUGUGAAGGAGAGCCUUAAGUGCAUUGCCAAUGGCAUCAUCUCGAAGGUAUUCCCGACCAUCCGCCGCUGCUCCACCUUCCAAAGAAUGAUAACUGAGGUCCAAGAGGAGUGUUACAGCAAGCUAAAUAUCUGCACAGUCGCCCGUUCAAAUCCAGAUGCCAUUGGUGAAGUGGCACAGCUACCGAGCCACUUCCCAAAUAGGUUUUAUGGAAAGCUGCUUCAAAGCCUGAUGGACUGUGAUGAGGAAACUGUAGAUCGAGUUAGGACCAGCAUGGUAUCGCGACUCGGCCCAGAGAUGACCAUGCUUAUUCAACUGCUGCAGAACAAGCCCUGCCCGUCCACCACUGUGGCCGUAGCUGCCGCCGUCCCAACCAGUGUGGAAGGCCGCGGGAGCUGGCGCUGGUCCGUGGGUCCCAAUAUAUACAAGAUACAGCCUAAUCUGAGAAACAGAGACUCUACCAGCCAUUUUGGCAAAAAGCGUACUGCCAGUGACAGCUCCUAACUUCUGCACAAAUUCAGAAAAAACUCAAAAAUCACAAGCUCUUCUAUUCCCUAGGGGUGAAGAAAUCCUUUCCUCUGCCAGACUGGAAUUUGCAGAAAUAAGCACCUCUAGGGAAUGCUGGAAAGACCACACAAUCCCAAGUCAAUAUCAGUUUAAUUGUUGUUAUAUUGUAUAUCCUACACUAGGCUUAAUAGAACACCCUUCCAUCAAUUGUUUCUGACUUGUGCGCUCAGCGUUGAACAUGUGGCUGUUACAACAUGUAAACUCUUCUUCAACGUCUCCUAUAGAUGCACACUCUUGAUGCCUAGUAAAAAGAAAAAAGACAAGAAAAACAGCCAUAGCAGUUUACACCUUGAGAGCACAAGUGGCCCAUAGUAAAAAAAAAAAAAAGAAAUAAAAAAAUAAAAAAAGAAAUACAUAAAACAAAACAUAAUAUCAUAAUGCCAACAUUUGUUUAAUUAAAAGAACUCGUUACUUAUUAGUUCAUUGAUAGGAAUGGAGACUUAUUCGUAGUUGUACUUUAUAUUUCAGUGAUGAGACCAGUCAAAUUGUGAGCAUGAGAUGUGGAAAUGAUUCCCAUAACUAUUUUCUGACGUUAGCAUAAUACUUAAAUGUACUGUAUACUAAGUUAUCUAAGACAGCCAUAGCUAGCCCUCUAAAAGAGAGUGCUGAUAAGGAGUGACGACUGUAGAGGCUUCAUGAUAACCUUUGAGAGGUUACCUUAAAAUGACCAAAAACCUUCAAACUGCCCUGAAUGCUAUUCA